Physeter macrocephalus (sperm whale) is the source of this 5859-nucleotide messenger RNA. It is a transcript of the gene DCAF8, whose product is annotated as DDB1 and CUL4 associated factor 8. Gene Ontology annotation, cellular component: cytoplasm; Cul4-RING E3 ubiquitin ligase complex. The record is from RefSeq and is a predicted model, not a curated record. The transcript has 15 exons. Bases 413 to 2203 code for a protein of 596 amino acids. Lineage: Eukaryota; Metazoa; Chordata; Mammalia; Artiodactyla; Physeteridae. Gene Ontology annotation, molecular function: protein binding.
UGGCGGCGGCGGUGGUGGCGGCAGUGGACGGGGCGGCUGGGCGUGGAACAGUCGGAGCAGCCUCUGGCAGAAGGAUGACCCAAGACAGGAAGCGGGCAGCUGAGCCUCGCCGGCUCCUGUGCUUGUAACUGCCCCAGCCGGACACCCCCCCCUUGACCUACCCGUCCUUCAGUCAAUCUACAGACCUAUUUUCUCAGGAGCUCAGCCUGGCCCUACUUCAGUGAUAAAGGAGGAAAGGAAUAAAUUCUGUCAACUUUUUUCCGCAAAGAAAAGAUCGCUUCUUGCAAGAACCUUAAACCAAUUUCCCAGAAGAUGAGCUUUACAACCUCUGGGUAUAGGUUCAACCUCAUGGCUCUCCUUUUCUGAGAAGUGGUUCUCAGAGCUAGGCUGGCUGCUGUAAACAUCAUUCAAGAUGUCCAGCAAAGGGAGCAGCACAGAUGGCAAAACAGACUUAGCUAAUGGAAGCCUGUCUAGCAGUCCAGAGGAGAUGUCUGGUGCUGAGGAAGGGAGGGAGACAUCCUCAGGCAUUGAAGUGGAGGCCUCAGACCUGAGCUUGAGCUUGACCGGGGAUGAUGGUGGCCCCAACCGCACCAGCACAGAAAGUCGAGGCACAGAUACAGAGAGCUCAGGUGAAGACAAGGACUCUGACAGCAUGGAGGACACUGGCCAUUACUCCAUCAAUGAUGAAAACCAAGUCCAUGACCGCUCAGAGGAAGAAGAGGAUGAAGAAGAGGAGGAAGAAGAGCAUCCUCGUCGUCGUGUACAGCGCAAGCGGGCCAACCGUGACCAGGACUCAUCAGAUGAUGAGCGGGCCCUGGAGGACUGGGUGUCCUCGGAGACCUCAGUCCUGCCCCGACCUCGCUGGCAAGCCCUUCCUGCCCUUCGGGAGCGGGAGCUGGGUUCAAGUGCCCGCUUUGUGUAUGAGGCUUGUGGGGCAAGAGUCUUUGUGCAGCGUUUCCGCCUGCAGCAUGGGCUUGAGGGCCAUACUGGUUGUGUUAAUACCCUGCACUUUAACCAGCGCGGCACCUGGCUGGCCAGUGGCAGCGAUGACCUGAAAGUGGUGGUUUGGGACUGGGUGCGGCGACAGCCAGUAUUGGACUUUGAGAGCGGCCACAAAAGCAAUGUCUUCCAGGCCAAGUUCCUUCCUAACAGUGGUGAUUCCACCCUGGCCAUGUGUGCCCGUGAUGGGCAGGUUCGGGUAGCAGAGUUGUCUGCUACACAGUGCUGCAAGAAUACAAAGCGUGUGGCCCAGCACAAGGGAGCAUCCCACAAGUUGGCCCUGGAACCAGACUCUCCCUGUACGUUCCUAUCUGCAGGUGAAGAUGCAGUUGUCUUCACCAUUGACCUCAGACAAGACCGGCCAGCUUCGAAACUGGUGGUGACAAAAGAAAAGGAGAAGAAGGUGGGGCUGUAUACAAUCUAUGUGAAUCCUGCCAAUACCCACCAGUUUGCAGUGGGUGGACGAGAUCAGUUUGUAAGGAUUUAUGACCAGAGGAAAAUUGAUGAGAAUGAAAACAAUGGAGUACUCAAGAAAUUCUGCCCUCAUCACCUGGUGAACAGUGAGUCCAAAGCAAACAUCACCUGUCUUGUGUACAGCCACGACGGCACAGAGCUCCUGGCCAGUUACAAUGAUGAAGACAUUUACCUCUUCAACUCCUCUCACAGUGAUGGGGCCCAGUAUAUUAAGAGAUAUAAGGGCCACAGAAAUAACGCCACAGUAAAAGGCGUCAAUUUCUAUGGCCCCAAGAGUGAGUUUGUGGUGAGCGGUAGUGACUGCGGGCACAUCUUCCUCUGGGAGAAAUCAUCCUGCCAGAUCAUUCAGUUCAUGGAGGGGGACAAGGGAGGUGUGGUAAACUGUCUUGAGCCCCACCCUCACCUGCCUGUGCUGGCAACCAGUGGCCUAGACCAUGAUGUCAAGAUCUGGGCACCCACAGCUGAAACUUCCACUGAACUUACAGGGUUAAAGGAUGUGAUUAAGAAGAACAAGCGGGAACGGGAUGAAGAUAGCUUACACCACACCGACCUAUUUGAUAGCCACAUGCUCUGGUUCCUCAUGCAUCACCUGAGACAAAGACGCCAUCACCGGCGCUGGCGAGAACCUGGGGUUGGGGCCACAGACGCAGACUCGGAUGAGUCUCCCAGCUCCUCAGAUACAUCGGACGAGGAGGAGGGCCCUGACCGGGUGCAGUGCAUGCCAUCCUGAGGCCUCGUACCCAGGAGGGGCAGGCUGGGGCUGCCAACCCGAUCCUGCCUGGGCGGCCCUUUCCUGUCCCAGGCUCUAACAUUCAGCAGAAACGCACUUUGGACUUUUUUGCUUUAGAUUUAAAAAAAAAAAAAAAGAAAAAAAAAGAAAAAAAAGAAAAAAAAAGACAUCCCAGGAGGACAAGCCAGAGGGGAGCAAACCUACAGAGUAUCUAGAAGUGGUGGGAAUUGAGCCCUGGAAUUGGGGUUCCAUGGAGAGGUGCAUAGGACUCAGCAGAAGUGGCCUCUCCCCAGAGCCUUUUUUUUUUUGAGAGGGGGGAGCCUAUUUUGUUAAUAACUGGUUUGGGGUAGGGAAUGGGGUUUCCUUUUCUUUGAUCUCCCUUGUUUCUUGGGUGGGGGGUGGGGGGAUAACUGGCUGUUCAGUACCAAGGGGCCAGACUGCGGGUGGUAGAAAUGCCACUCUCUCUUUGGUUUAGGUUUUUGACUUGAUUUUCUUUAUUUUUAAAAAUUCUAUGACAGUCGCAUUGUUUUUUCUUCCCCCUGAGCAACCAACCCCAUCCCAGGAUCCUGUUUUUCUGGGGAGUCCUUAGAGCCCCUAACCAUCCCACACUCUUCACUUUCUUUUCCACCCCAUUCAUUCUCUGUACUUAUCACAGUGUUUUGCACUUGAUUAUGUAUCCUUCACUCUCCUCUUCAUCCCAUCACCCCCUCAGUAGGUCUGGUGAGGGAGGUUGGGGGGAGGUGGGAGGAGGGACAGAAGUGGAAGAAUAGGAAGGUCGUUACCUCUUCUGUUACUUAAAAAAAAAAAAAAGUUGUUUGGUGGCAGCAAUUUCCCUGUCCCUAUCACUGUUAGAGGCCUAAUUUUAUAUCUAUAAAUAUAUUAAAAAGCAAGUCAAAAUUGGAUGUAUCACGUUAAAAUUAUUGUUGAAGUUUAAAUACCUAUAUAUUCUCUAUGACUGCAAUAAAGGGACUUACAGGAGAGAGUGAGUGAGAGUAAUGAUGUGGAGGUAUCACGUGGGGUCAGCCUACCCUCUAUGUAUGGCCACUGGAGAUUAGGGCUUAACCCUUAUGUUUUUAGGAGGCUCAAGAAUGGAAGGAUUCUGAAUUCUGCCCUUUCCUGCUUUCCUACCAUGGUUUCAGGGUUGGGAAGCCCCUUUCAUCUCUUUGCUCCAGAUAUCCUACCUCUGCUUAAGUCUUGUGGGGGUUCCCAGGAUGGCUCUGCUAACCAGAGACUGGCUCAUCUUCAGAACUUGACUGAACUGUGACUUCAGGAAGGGUUCUGCCACUGCAGACCAUCUCUCCUAAUACUGUGUGUGACAGAAGACACACUCACUUUUACCUUUAGCUGCUUGAUUCUUUAAACUAUCCAACUCCACACCACCUCCCUUCCUAAUGGAAGAGAGGAUAGGGAAAGACCUCCUGGGUUUGACUUUAUACCUUGUCCACCUUUUCCUAUCUUGGGAUUGAAGGACGAGUCAUUAAGGAUUGAGUAAGUGGCUGGGGCUCAGACAGCUAUUGUAUCACUGGUCACUAAUUAUGAAAGUCCCAGUUGAAUUCUUGCUUGUAAAUGCUUUUGCUGCUAUUUCUUUGCCCCCAACCAGGAAUUCUGCAUCCUGGAACAGUCAGAUUCUACUAGAACAGGCCAGGAAGGAAAGGAGGAGUGAAGGGGUGGAAUUCCCAGAUACCCCGUCGUCCUGCCCCUUUUCCUAGCAGCUCACAGACCAGAUGUUAGCUGCUGUACUUCCUCCCUGAGGUAGUGAAUGUGUGGUGACUGUGAGUGGUCUGUGUUUUUAUUGCUGGUGGGGUGAUGGAGUGGGCUGAAACCAUGCACUCUGGAAUUUGUUGUGUAUUUUCUCUCAGUAAAACCUUUUUUUUUUUUUUUUUUCCUUCUGACUGCUGCUGUGUGUGUGAUAUGUGAGCCAUUCAUUCAUGAUGGGCUAUUUUUGUUCCUUUCAGUAUAGGUGCCUGGCCCUGGUCUUAUUACAAUUUUAGGAAGUCCAGUCUGGGAUAUCCAUGUUUCCAGUGGUUGGGCUCCAGUGGGAGACUGUGUAAGUGGAAUAGGCCCCACAGUUCAGUGAUACUUAGAAAAUGAGAGAGGGCAGAGAUCCUACUAGGAGUAUUUUCCUGGCCUCUGUUCCAGGCUGUAGUUAAGGAUUUGGGGGUAAAUUUUGCUCUCCCUCCCCAGUCAUCCAAAGGCUUAAAAAUUCCGGUCAUUCACACAAAUUUAGAAUCAGUUAGGUACAGUACAAUCAAUCACCUUUAUUCCAGGGUUAGAACAAGGCCGUGCACACUGCAGACAGAGGAGCACAGGAUAGGGGCAAUCUCACAGCAGUAUAGGGGGUGGGAGGGCAGGUUAGUCUUUUUAGAUUAUUUUGCCUUACAGAGAAAUCGCUAGACUCCACUGAAAAUGACCCUGUCUCCCUUCUCCCAUCUCAUCCUCUUCUCUCUUCAAAGGAAGGCUCUUUAUAUAUUCCCUCCCUCCACCCCCUUUCUCUCUCAGACUUGUUCUCACAUAACAUAUCCUGGCUUGGAAGGAUAAUUCCUGCUCAUUUCCCCCCUCCCAAUUCUACAAGUAUCUCUCUCUCCUUGAGGGAGAAGCCAGACAGGACUGGGGAAAACUGGGAAGGUCCUUUAAGGCAAAACUGUGGAGUACUCGAGGUGUAUGUGUUAAGGCAGGUGUCCGCAGCAGUGGCCAGAGGGGACGGGCAGGUUGGGCUGGGCUAGGCUAGGAUUAGAGGGUGUUCUCCGACCAGUCUGGCUUCUUCCCUCUUCCAGUAGCCAGCUCUCCCCUCCACUAAAGUUUUGCUCCCACAUCCUAGAAGCUUCUAGCUUAAACUUUCUCUAAAUAGCCUCUUGAGAUUGCAUGUGAAUUUAAAGUUUUAAAAAGUUUUUUUUGUUUUGACUAUGUAGCAAUUUGACUCUGCCACUCCCUUCACUGUGGCAUUCCCCUUCCACCCCCGUCCUGGCCUAGACAAUAAGUUAAUGCCAGACACCACAAAAAAGGGCAGACAUGGCAGUGCGGGUUUAAUAUACAUAUAUGUAGAAUAUAUAUGUACACACAGUUAGCACGGUCAGGGUGGGGAGGGCUAUCUUGGGACAGGCAGGAGGCUGGGGUCACUGUACUCUAGUGAUUUGGCUAGGAGGUGUUCACAAGCCCAAGGUGCCAGGAUAUUGAGGGAGAGGGGUUACCGAGUCCCCUCCUGGACUGAAUUGGGGAUCAGUGCAACAGAAAACACUGUAGUUAGCUUCUUCCCUUCUUUCUGGCUUGGGGGAGAGGGGGUUCUAGAUCAUGGAGAGAGGGAAGGUUGCCUGCGAUAACCACGUUGGGACUCUAAGUGGGAGCAGGACUGGAGUUAAAACCUAAGGAUCUCGAUUCCCCAACCUCCCUAGGUUCAGGGGACUCCUGUGCAACAGUCUGAGUAGGAAUAAAGGAGUGGAACAGGAAACUCCUCUCUGCCUUCAUCCCCACUCAGGCUCAGUGAUGGGGCAUGUUCCCAGCACAGUCUAUCCAGAGCAGAGGUGGGUGGGGGGUAUCUAAUGCUGGGUUCUCCAAGGGGUUUGAACUUUGGGGCCAGGGAAGGAUCCAGUGAUCCUCUUUCUUUAGGUCCCUGGCUCAUACCCACCGUAGGCCCAUAAGAGGGGAGCAGAAAGGGACCU